GCGCGCUGCCGCACAGACGUCUACCGCGUUUCGAGGCAGACGUUACGUUCCACCGUUCGGCGCGCAAGAAUCGCUAACCCACUCGUAGAAAGUCGCGCCUGCGCAGAAACUUCACAAAAAAAAAACUGAAAAAAAAAAACAGAAGAUAUAAUAAUAAAAGUGUGGAAAACCGAGUGAAGACCAGACCACAGCAUCAUGCUGCCUAAGUGCAAUCAAAAUGUUGUCCUCUUUUGACUUUGCGGUUGGAUUUUGAGCUAAAGUUUCUCUGUACCCCAACACCCCCUCAGAUUAACUGCCUUGUGUUCUGCGCAUAUCAAAACGCAAAAAAGUGAAAGUGAUUUUUCGGUGUUUCGGUGCGUGUGAAUGUGCCUCUUGAAUGACAAAUAUUGAUAUUGGUACCAUGAAAACCAGGCAAUUCCAGCCAACCAAAUAAGCGUCGCAGAGAAGAGAAACUAUCGAAAAAGAAAUACAAUUUAAUUUUUAAAAACCCAUUUGCCCAUUGGAUUACGGAAAGUUGGCGAUACCGAGCUCAAGGAUACCCAGCGGGAUUGCUAUUAUCUACAAACUAUUGGAAUUGGAUAUGGCUGCCAACGAGAUUAUGACACCCAUAGUCAAUGCGACACCCAUAGUCAAUGCGAAUUGUCAAUACUCGACCAGAUAUUGUUGGGAGGCGGAAAAAGUCAAAUCUUUGAUCAGAUUGCGGGCGGAACUCUCGCCUUUGUUCACGGGCAAACGCAAUGCCUCCAAAUAUGCCUGGGCCGUGGUGGAACGGGAGCUCAAUGUGCCGCUGCCGCUGUCGAAGAUCAUCAAGAAGUGGAACAAUCUGCUGCAGGAGUACAAGGCCAUCAAGAUGUCCGAGGAGCCGAAGAGGCGCGAGUGGCCCUUCUUCACCCUGAUGGAUGUGUACUUCAGCGACCAGGUCAACGAUCCCUCGCUGCGUCUCUUCUCCUCCACGAAGACCCUCAAGGAGACCCUCGAUGACAGUGUCUUCGAGGAUGAUCCAAUCAUAGCCUCCGCCAUAGCAGCGGCCACCAGUGGUGCGUACAUGGACAUGGAUGAGCUGGUCCAGAGGCAAAAGGAGCGAGCAGCCUUGGCUGCCGAGCGGAAAUUAGCCGCCGCUGCCAGCGGUGCCAGUGGGGAUUACAAAUUCGAGCUGAAGCCCAUGCUCUUGAACAGCAAGUUCAACAGCAACAGCGACAUGGCCAAGUUGUCCAAGAGCGUCGACGAUCUCUCCAUGCAGCAGUACAAGAUCAAGCAGGAGCUGAUUCGCCAUCGGGAGCAGGAGCAGCAGGAGAACAUGGUCAAGAUCAAGCAGCACGCACGCCAGCAGCAGCAACACCAGCAGCAGCAGCAGCAUCAGCAUCAGCAGCAGCAACACCACCAGCGAUUCCUGGGCCAACAGGCCUCCCUAUCGCCGCAUCCACAUCGCCUGUCGUCCUCGUCGACGCCGCCGGCACUGCAGCACGCCUUGCAGCAGCAGCAGCAGCACAUGUUGCAGCAACAGCAGCAACAUCUGCAGCAACAGCUGCAACAGCAGCAGCAGCAGCAUCAGGCACAGUUGCAGCAGCAACAGCAGCAACAGCACCACCAGCAACUCGCCGCCCACCAACAACAACCCCACCAGCCGCCCACACCGAGCCCCAGUUCGCCACCCACCACGGCGCAGCAGAUCCACAUCAGGGCCACCCAGCACCAGGCCGCCCAGCAGCAGCUCCACCAGCAGUCGUCGUCCCACAAGCAGCAGCAGCAGCAGCAGACCUACACCGAUCCCAACACCAUCGACCAGUACCUGCUGUCGUGGAACAACUUCCAUGGGAACAUGUGCCGCGGCUUCCACUCCCUGCAGAAGGACGAGAAGAUGGUCGACGUGACCAUCGCGGCCGGCGGCAAGAUAUUCAAGGCCCACAAACUGGUCCUGUCCGUCUGCAGUCCCUACUUCCAGCAGAUCUUCCUGGAGAACCCAUCGAGUCACCCCAUCCUGCUGAUGGCCGACGUGGAGGCCAGCCACAUGGCCGGCCUGCUGGACUUCAUGUACAGCGGCCAGGUGAACGUCAAGUACGAGGAUCUGCCCGUCUUCCUCAAGGUGGCCGAGGCCAUGAAGAUCAAGGGGCUGCACACAGAGAAGAACCUGGACAGCGAUGCCAGCGACAUAAGUUCGCCCCAUGAGAGCGACGGCACCGAGUGCCGUUACGAGCGUGGAACGCACAGUGUGAACAUCACCAGUGGCCAUGCCGCCGGCUAUGGAGGCGGAGCGCCCCCGGAGCAACCCUCCCCCUCGCCCGCGCUCAACGGACCCAACCGCUGCCCCACGCCCCUUUCCAGUGGAGGUGGAUCCUCUGGCGGAAACCCCAACUACUCCAGCUUCCGGGACCACAUCAAAUCGAAGGCCACGCUGGCCGAGACUUUCAUGAAGAAUCUCAACAGGAACAACAACAACAACGGCAGCAGCAGCAACAACAACUACAACCACUUGGGCGCCAGCAACGGGAGUCUGAAUCUCUCGGAGGCGGAGGGCAACUCCUUUGCCAUCCAGCAGGCGAACAGCAAGAAGAUGCUGGACUCGGCACGCAAACAGCACAAGUAUCUGGCCAAGCGGAAGAUCCUGAUGCACUACAACACGGAACUGGGUGGCGAGAAAAGGAUGAAGGAGAUGGACCGCGAAAGAUACCCCAGUGCCGAGCAGCAUGACGACGCCUUGAACAACAACCAUAGCCACGCCCAGGACAACAUUAUGGAGCCGAUAAUCACGACAAUUGUGCCACAAACGCCGCCACCAUCCACGCACAACAACAACUUUAAGAUCCGGCUGGUGGAGAGUCUUCAAUUGACGAACAACAAUCAGAAUCAGAACAACAGCAGUCCGCAAUCGGGUAACAACAUUAACCAUAAUGACAACGAUGAGGAGGCACUGAAUCUCGUCCAGAUACCCAAUGCAAAUGGCAGCAGGAAUCGCGAACAAACGCCCACUUGCGCCACGCCCACGCCCGACAUUCAGUUCAUCAAGCGGGAAGUGGAGACGGAGUUGCCUUCGCCGCCGGAAAUUGCCCACAAUAAUAAUGGACACGCAGAGGCAGAGGAUUCCCCAGCAUCAGGAUACGAUCGCAAGUACGAUGAUAACAACAAUAAUCGCGGAUUGGACAUGGAAACGGACUCGAACAACAACAAUAGCAAGCCGGGAUCGGAUAAUAAUAAUGGUAUAGCCUUGGCUUUGGGCAAACACAAGUUGCUGAGUGCGAUUGGUAGAAGUCUGGCAGAGGAUCAGGAUCAGGAUCAAGAGCAGCAGGAUCAGGAUAGCAACUGCAACAACAACGAUGACAACAAUAACAAUAAUCAUAGCCCCCAUUUGGACCUGAGCACCAUCAAGAACAUAGCCACGGCGGAGAUCCUGUGCGGAUUGAAGAGCAAGGUCCUUAAAAUGGAGGAGGAGCAGCGCGAGAGGGAGCGGGAAAGGGAGCGAGAACGAGAAGCCUGCCGCAGCCUCAGCGAGAUCAAGAAUGCCGAGUGAUCCUUUAAGGUCCAUCGGUAGCCCCAUUAUGCAUUUGAUUAAAAAA
Messenger RNA from Drosophila takahashii, 3551 nucleotides. Its product is annotated as protein tramtrack, beta isoform. Gene Ontology annotation, molecular function: protein binding. The record is from RefSeq and is a predicted model, not a curated record. Gene Ontology annotation, cellular component: nucleus. NCBI's taxonomy places the organism in Eukaryota, Metazoa, Arthropoda, Insecta, Diptera, Drosophilidae. Gene Ontology annotation, biological process: regulation of transcription by RNA polymerase II.